This is a messenger RNA of Colletotrichum godetiae, 945 nucleotides long. RefSeq lists its product as uncharacterized. The transcript is spliced from 5 exons. The record is from RefSeq and is a predicted model, not a curated record. The coding region runs from base 1 to 945 and encodes 314 amino acids. NCBI's taxonomy places the organism in Eukaryota, Fungi, Ascomycota, Sordariomycetes, Glomerellales, Glomerellaceae.
AUGGCUAAUGGCAUCGGGGGUCGAAUUGCACGGGUACAAUUGGCGUUUCGUGCCGGAGCCGUUGCAUUUGGUACACACAGUACCUGGUAUGAAAGACAUGAGUUACGCGCCGGUAUUUAUGCACGAGAGGACAUGCGGAUCCAAUGUCCUAACCAAUCACUGAAUGCCAUCCGAAACCUCCUCUCUGAUUCACCAUCCUCUUGCUUCUUCCUGGUUCCAUCACCUCAAAUCUCGUUUAGCAAUAUUCGAAUUAUGGGCGAAAAUUCUCAGAAAACUCAAUGUCAGACUUGCUUCGCGGUCUUUGACAAACACCAAACCUUGCGCGACCAUGUAGACGCUUAUCAGCGCGAGGCUCAUGCCUUGAUGGCAAGGCUACGAGAGGUGCAAGCCCAUUUGCCUCCCCUUGAUGAGCAAAACCAGGCAUGUCAUGGCAGCCUCAAUGAGGACGAUCGGGACUUCGACGAUAAUGACGACGAAGACACCGACCGGGAUGACUUCGCCGACCUUGAUGGACUCAUUUGUCCGUAUCCGACUUGCGAUCGAAAGGAAGCAUUCAAAACAAAGCAGGCUCAAAUCCGACACUAUGAAACACAUGUUCCAUGUUACGAAAUCUGCGUCUUUUGCCGAGAUUCGUUCGUCCAAGUGCGCAAAUAUAUAGCACAUAUCUGCAAGGCAAAAGCCACGUCGUACGAUCAAUGGAGGGACCAGUACAGGAAAGAGCGCUGCACCCAGCUGCACCGGCAGGCAGCUGAAAAGCUAGACGAGAUGUUGGACCUUGACAGUAAGGCUCCCAGAAAGGAAGAUUCUCGUAAACGUGCACGAGACGCAGAGGAAAAGUGCGCGGACCAAGUACACACGUACAAGAGACUACGCACUGCUUACAGCGUCAGCGACGGGCAUGGUGAGCUGCGCUCAAAUCCCCGAUGCCAUCAAAUUCUGAUUUGA